Theobroma umbraticum is the source of this 1580-nucleotide messenger RNA. Its product is annotated as metacaspase-1-like. Gene Ontology annotation, cellular component: cytoplasm. Gene Ontology annotation, molecular function: cysteine-type endopeptidase activity. Lineage: Eukaryota; Viridiplantae; Streptophyta; Magnoliopsida; Malvales; Malvaceae. The record is from RefSeq and is a predicted model, not a curated record. Gene Ontology annotation, biological process: proteolysis.
ACACUUUCGAUUUUACAUAUUGUGUUCUUCAAUUGUUUGAUUUAUAUAUUUAUUAAUUAAUCUCAUGGUUAAUUUGAUGCUUAUAAAAGCCAAAGAACAGGCACCCACGAUCUAUGAAUAAUCCUAGGGCUAACCGUGUACAAAUAUAUUCGUUACCUUUGGCUCUUAACUCUAAUUAAGAUAUUCAAAUUAACCCUCUCUUUUUCAGUGCCAAAACCUCACAGGGCAUCGGCAACAAUGGAAGCUGGACGAAAUACAACAUGCCAUCGGUGCAACAAAAGAUUAGUAGUGAAGGCAAGAAACAAAAGUUUGGGAAUUAACUGUCCGUCGUGCAGAAACGUUAUUCCAAUACCGAACGGGGAGCUGCAGACAAGCAGGCACCAAGGAUUUCGCGGCGGAAUGAGAAGCCUUGGCAGGCAUUUGAAAAGUAAGCUUCAUCAAGGAGCCGUAGCUCCUUCCUUAAAUGAGCCCUCUGGUCCUAACCCGACAAGAUCCAGCAAGCGUGCAGUGCUUUGUGGAAUCACUUACAAUCAAUGGAAGUACAAGCUUAAAGGAACUAUUAACGACGUGAAAAACAUGAGAGAAUUGUUGACUACUAGAUUUGGUUACCCCAGAGAAUGCAUUCGUGUUCUUACCGAAGAGGAGACAGACCAACGCUACAUUCCAACAAGGCAAAACAUCGAGGAUUCCUUGAGAUGGCUGGUGAAUGACUGCCGGUCAGGAGAUUCACUGGUGUUCUUCUACUCUGGACAUGGCUUACGACAAAUUGAUGUCAACAACGAUGAGGCAGAUGGGUUCGACGAAACCAUCUGUCCAGUUGAUUUUCUGAAAGCGGGCAUGAUCCUCGACAAUGAUCUCAAUUCCCUUAUCGUUCGGCCGCUCAAGCACGGUGUCACGCUUCACGCCAUUGUUGAUGCUUGUCAUAGCGGAACGAUUUUAGAUCUUCCAAAUGUUUACUGCAGUUCAGAGAAUAAAUGGAAAGAUGACAGUCCUCCAUCGGGUGCAAACAAACGUACAGAUGGCGGAUUAGCUAUCUCUAUCAGUGCUUGUCUAGAUAACCAAGCCGCCGCAGAUACCUCUGCCUUUAAUGGGAAGAUGAAUGGUGCUCUGACCUACCUUCUGGCGGAGGUUCUGAAGACAUUUCCGGGCCCAACAUAUGGGGACCUAUUUGAUUUAAUCCAUGAGACCAUUGAUAACGUUAAUCAAGGAUGCCUUGUUAAUACAAGAAUCUUAAGGAGGCUCUUCGAUUACAGAUUAUCACAGACUUGUGGAACUGGAAGGGUGCCAAUAACAAGCGAGUCUACCCGCGGUGACAUCCAGAGCUGUAAGCAUACGUGCAGGAAGUAUGUAAGCAAAGCAAUAAGGAGUAAAUUUGAGUUUUCGCCACCCAAUUCAGAGCUAUGAAAUCUUUACACGAUAAACCUGGAGAAAAUAAAAGCUCAUUUGUGGGUGGCCAUCCAGAUGUGUGCCUAAGACAUUUAAUUUGACUUUGGAUUUUGUGUAAUAUCAAAUGCAUCGAAAAUAAUGAAUGUUGUAAUGUUGUUGGGACGAGAAUAAAAAGCUCUUUACUAUGGCAUGUG